GUCCCACCACCGGCUUCAUCAUAGAUUCAUACACACCAACACGUCUUUUCCAUUGAACCCCUUCUUCUCCAUCGAAUCACAUCACCGACUUCCGGUCAACAUUUUCAAUUUUCGGAGAGGAAAAUCGGUGGUCAACUGUAAAUAAUCACCAGCCGACGCCGUCGUGGUGGUGAUCUGCGUCGUCUGGUUUCGUUGAUUCAUGGUUAUUUAACCAAUUGGCCAUCGGUUAAGAACAAAAUGGGAAUCGAUUACUACAACAUCCUCAAAGUGAACAGAAAUGCUAGUGAUGAAGACCUAAAAAAAGCCUACCGUCGUCUCGCCAUGAUUUGGCACCCGGAUAGAAACCCUAGCAGUAACAAAGGAGAAGCGGAAGCCAAAUUCAAGCAGAUUUCUGAAGCGUAUGAUGUGUUAAGCGACCCCAAGAAGCGUCAGAUCUACGAUCUUUAUGGGGAAGAAGCUUUGAAGUCCGGCCAAGUCCCUCCGCCCCAUCCUUUUUCCUCCAAUCGAGGUUACACCGCUCAUCACUAUCAUACCAAUAAUCACCAGCAUCCUGAUCCUUCGUUUCGGUUUAACCCUAGGGAUGCUGAGGAUAUUUAUGCGGAAUUGUUUGGAGGAUCUGAUGCCGCGGGCGGUGGCGCUGCUGGGCGGAGUGCGGGGAGGGCGUUCAAAGACGGGGUUUUUAGGGCUCCAAACGGUGGGGAGAGUUCAUCGGCCAGGAAGGCUCCUGCUGUGGAGAAUUUGUUGCCUUGUAGCUUGGAGGAUCUUUAUAAAGGUGCUAAGAAGAAGAUGAAGAUCUCUAGGACUGUAGCCAAUUCUGCAGGUAAGAUUCGAACAGUUGAGGAGAUCUUAACCAUUGAAAUAAAACCGGGUUGGAAAAAGGGCACAAAGAUUACAUUUCCUGAAAAGGGAAACCAAGAGCCAGGUGUGAUAGCAGCGGAUCUGAUAUUUGUAAUCGAUGAAAAACCUCAUCAAGUUUUCACAAGAGAUGGUAACGACUUAAUCAUCAAUCAAGAAAUCCCGCUUCUAGAAGCCCUCACAGGAAAAACCCUUGAAAUCACAACACCCGAUGCCAGAAUCCUACGAAUUCCCGUAACCGAGAUUGUGAAACCGGGAUACGAAUUAACUGUCCCCAACGAAGGAAUGCCGGUUUCAAAGGAACCAAGAAAAAAAGGAAAUCUCACAAUUAAAUUUGAUGUCAGGUACCCAACAAGGCUUACAAAUGAACAGAAAUUGGAUUUAAAAAGAGUCUUGGGUGGACCCCUCUAAUCUUCUUCAACAACAACAAGAUGUCAAAGAUAUACACCUAGAUUUUCUGGUUUCAAAGUACAUAUACUUGUUGCAUCUAUGCAAUUGUUUUUGCUUGAUUUCGUUUCAUAUGAUAAUUCAUAGAUUCAUGGAUAGAUAGUUUAUUGUUGGUAAUUG
Lactuca virosa is the source of this 1422-nucleotide messenger RNA. The record is from the annotation of a GenBank genome assembly. Lineage: Eukaryota; Viridiplantae; Streptophyta; Magnoliopsida; Asterales; Asteraceae.